This is a messenger RNA of Cydia pomonella (codling moth), 2246 nucleotides long. RefSeq lists its product as uncharacterized. NCBI's taxonomy places the organism in Eukaryota, Metazoa, Arthropoda, Insecta, Lepidoptera, Tortricidae. The record is from RefSeq and is a predicted model, not a curated record. Bases 452 to 1027 code for a protein of 191 amino acids. The transcript has 3 exons.
UGGUCUUUAUUAUCAGGGGGCCUACCGCGAAAACCGAAAUUCGCCAAUAGCGGGGAUCUUUCUCUUUUACUCUCACUAAGACGUAAUUAGAGUGACAGAGAAAAAUGCCCGCAAUUGACGAACUUCGAUUUUCGCGGUAGGCCCCCAGGCCUGAUAAAGUGUGGGUGUGUGGGUGUUGUUUUCAAUUUUUACAUUAAAUUUUAUCUUACAUACUUUAUGUUAAGCAAAUCAAAAAUAUUUUUUUGUGUCUUAAACCCACUGAUUAAACCAAACCACCAUAAAACAAAUAUAAAUAUUAUAAUAUUGUAGGAUGGCUGAAAAUGUAGGAAGUAAAAUGUUGGAAAUGAAUCAUAACGUAUAAAAAAAAUAGAUUCAGAUUGGCGGGAAACAUCUAAAAAAAGAGAAAUUUGAAUCGUUGUGCAAACGUGAAUUUUGAAAUUUUCGUGUGAAAAUGGAAAAUAAUGUAGGCACUGCCAUAGAAAAAAUUAAGUUGCAGGAGCAGGAUAAAGAAGCCAAACUGCGGGAAAAACGAGAAUAUGAAGCAGCUGUGAACUCGUUGAAUCGUUCUAUUCGUGAAGCAGUAUUCCAAAUAGAAAAACAUCAAGAAGAAAUUAAAGAGUUAACUAAGGGAAACGAUCUACUAAAAGCUCAGUUAGAAGUGGAGCGCAUUAAACGUAGUGCAGUUGUGGCGCAGAUAGAGGCUCUUAAUAAAGAAAUAGAAGUUUUAAGAGCUCAGUCCGAUAAAGGUAUAUCAGAUGUAUGGUCUCUGCGGUCUUCCUUAUGCAAAGCAGUUCAGAAUGUCUCCGACGAGUGUGACGUAUGGGGUCUUUUGGUGAAGCCCAUAAACACUGAUGCAAUACAUAGGGUAGUGAAGAAACCUACUGAGAAUAAUGAGGAGGCGGAUUUUGAGGAACGUUUCAAACUGGCUAAACAAAGACACGAAAGGGCUGUGGCGGAGCGUGAGCGUUUGUUGGCUGAACCUGAGAAGGGUGAAGAAUUUAUAAGGUUACACAUUAUAAUUAAAUAAAAAAAAGCUAGAGUUUGACCAAGCUAACUCGGCAGCGAUUUUGAUAGGACAGCCUGUGCAAGUGUUAUUCUAAAGGUCAAAUGAAAUUAUGGCAUUUAAAAUAACACUUGCACAGGUUGUGCUAUCUAAGUCGCACGCUGCCAACUUAGCUUGAUCUGACUCCAGUAGGUAUUUUACCAUGAUCCUAUAGAUGUGCUAGAGUCUGUGCGGAAAGAGAGAAAUGUAUGGGGCCCAAUACAUUCCACGACUCUUCUCUUUCCGAAUAGACUCUAUACGCGAGCGCCCAUGAGGACAGAACAUACGCGAUACGACGAAAUUAAAAACACGUUCUAACAUUCCUACAUACCCUACAUACCAAAAACGACUUACGUAAUUUGGUCGGGUUAUUUGUUGCCCACCAUAAACCAUCCUAAAUUUACGGUGCGGGAUAAAAUAUGAGAAUGUGACAAGGACAAACAAUAAUAGCGCUUUCUCUGCUACUCCUACUGAAAGUUCCAUAACUGCAUCUCGUUCGGUCAUCUGCCGGCUCUACCAUUUCAUCUCUAUGCUUAUUGUACCUCUAUGGAUCCUAUCAUAUGUGAGUAGCACCCAAAAAAUAAAAGAGUAGAGUAGUUUUUUUUUCUUCUCCAGGCUAUAAAAAUCGUUAUCUAUUUUUUAGGUACAGUAUAUAAAUCAGAUAGAACAAGGCUAGGCCAGGGACAAACGUGAUUAAAUUUCCCGUUCACCUCCCCACAUGUCCCUAUUUGGUCCCCAUCACCUCAAGAAUACCCCCAGAAUCAAAAUUUCAAGUAUAAACCGCUAAUUACAUCCACCCUUCCCGAUUUCGGGCCUGUUCAAAAUUGAAACUGAACCGACAUUCGCAAAUUGCGAGGAUCUUUCGCUUUUACUCUCACUAAGACGUAACUAGAGUGACAGAGAAAAAUACCCGCAAUUGACGAACUUCGAUUUUCACGGUUAUAGCCUCAUCUCAUAAUAGUUUUCCGUUUCAUGGAAAAUCAGAUGUGCUGAUGUUUGGUGAAACGGAAAAAUAUUCUUUCGCGGGCCCGAAAUCGGGUUUGAUAUCAGGGGGUCUACCGCAAAAACCGAAAUUCGCAAAUUACGGGUAUCUUUCUUUUUUACGCUCACUAAGACGUAAUUAGAGUGACAGAGAAAAAUAACAGCAACUGACGAACUUCGAUUUUCGCGGUUAUGGCUCUGAUAUAGUGUGGAUGUAAUUAGC